Messenger RNA from Sphaerulina musiva SO2202, 492 nucleotides. RefSeq lists its product as uncharacterized. NCBI's taxonomy places the organism in Eukaryota, Fungi, Ascomycota, Dothideomycetes, Mycosphaerellales, Mycosphaerellaceae. Bases 1 to 492 code for a protein of 163 amino acids. The record is from RefSeq and is a predicted model, not a curated record. The transcript has 2 exons.
AUGUGCUUGGCGCCAAAGUUGAUCCACAGUGUCUUGUCCUUUCCACGAGCCUACGAUUACUGUCUGAAGCCUACCACGUCGCACAAAGAGCCCUUCAGCUCUGAAACAUGCUGGUUUGGUGCGAGUCUGCUGCGAUCAGAGAGGUUGGAGGAAGGUACGCGCAAUCAUGGCAAUGCGCCUGCUCUGCUUCCACGAGACGUUGCACUCCUGUCAUUCACGGAGACAUGGUUCUGCAUCGCAAUCCAGCUGCUUCAGGAGAAGGAGUUGGCCUCUCGUGCUGGUGUGAAGGAGUGCAACGGCCUGUACCGGCCUUUCGCCUGCAUACAAUCUCGAAAAUUUGGUGCGCAUGCGGGAAACAUCCCGAACACUUGGGCGUCUCUAUUGAGAGGCGUUUGCCUGCCAUGGCUGCCACUGGAACUGAGGGAACAUGCUCGCGAGACCCUCUCCACCAAAGUCUAUCGCUACUCCACCCCAAUGGAACAAUCGCCAUAG